AUGACAGCCCCCUUCAAACGACCGCGUCUAGCGCCGAACGAAGCUCCACUCCCCAAGACCCUACCCACCACAAACCUCGCUAAAAACACGUCCGACUCAUCCCCUCCGUCCGACUCGAACGCUCCUUCCAUCAAUUCGACAUUGACUUCCCUCUCGGACGAUGCGCAGAGGAACAUGUUGAACUUGGCGCCGAGGUUGACCCAGGCGGUCGUUGAACCUAUGAGGUAUAGGAGGGAAGAGGACGUCACGGAGGAUGUCGAUUGGACGUUCAAAAAGGUCAGUUCCAGGUGAAGUUGGUGUUCUGGCUUGUCGGUGGCGAGCUUCUUGGUCCGGAUCCGCCGAGCUUGCCUCGACUCGGCGAAUCUGCUCGGACCCCUUCCCAAGGCUCAAGCUGACCACCAUCUUGAUGACGAACAUCGUCUGACUCCGCCCAGGUCUUCCUCAAAACUGAAUACAAAGGUCGUCAAAGGGAUAUCAUGCAAGCUUCCUUGCGCGGUUCCGACAUCCUCGUCAUCGCCCCGACAGGGAUGGGCAAAAGUCUCUGCUUCCAAGUGCCCGCCGUCGCGGAGAAGCAUGGCUUGACCGUUGUCAUUACUCCUCUACUUUGUGAGCGUUGCUUGAUCUCGAACUGGGGUGGAAGGGGACACUGAACAGCACGCCUGUUUCUGUCUGCUCCCACAGCGCUCAUGUUUGAUCAGAUCGCUGGGCUGAAGAAGCUCAAUAUCCCCUGUGCGAUGCUUUCGAGCAAGACCGAGCGAGAGGAGCAGAAUCAGGUCCGUCAGCGAAAACAUACUUUACCUCUCGUCGAACCCUUUCCGUUUCUCAUACAUCUGCCUUACUACAGGUCAUGAUGGACAUGCGGUCGGGCCAUCCCAAAAACCGCCUGCUCUACAGUCAGUCUUGCCCUUCACUCCAAGCUACCCAUGAAAGUUAAGCCACUCACAACCCCUGAUCUUUCAGUCACACCCGAGCGACUGUCCUCACCCCAGUUCCGCAAACAGCUUCAAGUACUCUACCAGCAGAACGAGCUGAAUCGGCUCGUCAUUGAUGAGGCGCAUUGCAUCUCCGAGUGGGGCCACGACUUUCGACCCGAGUAUGCCAAGCUGGGAUUGUUCCGAGCCGACUUUCCCAAGAUUCCGAUCACAGCCUUGACCGCGUCUGCGACUCCAAAAAUUCAGGAUGACAUGUAGGAUGCAUGAUCGUUCGCUCCGGAGAGCGGACUGAGCUGAUCUCCCACGACUCCCUUCUGAAUUGCGCAGCGUUCGAGAGCUCUCGCUGGACGCCGACCUGCUCUUCAAAGUCGUCCACCCCUUCAAUCGGAUCAACCUCUACUACGAAGUACGAUACUUCUCCGAGCGUUCGCAAACCCCUUCGCAUCGAUCCGACGACAUCCUCGACUACAUUUCCAAAGCCUCUUCCCGCUCCACAUCACGAUCCCGGUCAGCCACGAACGGCCCAACUGACGCCAACCCCGCGCCGCCCGUGGCAGUCGUCGCUGAUCCCGUCGUCUUUUCAGGCAUCGUCUACUGUCGAGCGAAAAAGACGUGCGAUGAUUUGGCGGCGUAUUUGAGGAGUGGAGGGGUCAAUGCCGCGGCUUAUCAUCGGGGUUUGGAUGAUCAUGACGCGGAUCGGGUGCAGAGGGAGUGGAGGGAUGCGGAUGAGAGGAAGGCGCGGGGCAAGAGUUGGGUCGAUUGCGUUGGUGAGUCGGCCACUUGUGAUCUUCGUCUUCGUCGACGAUGGCUGAGAAUUGGGUUCGGUGAUGGUUGCAGUUGCGACGAUCGCUUUUGGUAUGGGCAUCGACAAGGUGAGUGUGGCUUCACAUGCGAUUACCCGGCAGUCUCAACGUUGAACUAAUUCUUACUGCAUACUGCACGUUUGGCAGAGCAAUUGUCGAUACGUCAUCCACUAUGACAUUCCCAAAUCCUUCGAAGGCUUCUACCAAGGUCAGCGCGGUAUGGGCGCGAAGAGGAGUCUUCACCGAAACGUCAACGAGCUGACUCGGUCUCUUGCUGACGCGUGGACAGAAACCGGCCGCGCGGGUCGAGAUGGCCAUACGGCGCGUUGCAUCCUCUACUAUUCGGCCGAGGACAAAGCGCGCAUCACGCACCUCGUCUCCAGAUCUCAUUCGAACCGUCUUCAUCACCACGAACAAGGCUUCGGCAACCUACCUUCCCAACGCGCCCCCAACUCGAUCGAAGCUCUCCUCUUCUACGCCGAAAACGUCCGUAUUUGUCGACAUUUAGCGAUCUGUCGUUAUUUCGGGGAGAAGAUCAAGGAGGAGGAGAAGGAGGUGUAUUGUCGGAGGUUGUGCGAUGUGUGUCGGGAUCCGGGCAAGACGAGGCAGAGGAGGGAUGAGGGUAUGGUCGAGUUGGAUUUCGAGGCGACGCAAAGGGCUGUGAAGGAGACGAGGAACGUGGGGGAGUUGGAUGGGUUUGAGGAUGAGGAAAGGGAACGGGAUGGAGGGGGUGGAGAGGGGGAGGGGGAGGGGUUGGAAGAAGAGGAGGAGGAGGCUAGGGCAGUGGUCCCUGUCCGGGCAUGUCGAGAAGGGUUCAGGACCGCGGCGGUGGAGCUCGAGCGCAACGAGAAGAGCUUGGAGAACGUCGUCAGGGAGCCGAGUAGCUCGCCACCGUCGGGGACCAUGGCGGAAGUCAGGGAGCGGGAACAAAAGGUAGAAGAGGCACCUGCUGUGGAAGCAGAAGUGGAAGCGGAGGCCGAAGUAGAAGCCCCUUCACCGUGUCCCGAGAAGAUGGAAGUCGACGAGGAGGAUGAGGAUGAAGCUGAAGAAGAUGAGGAGACAGAUGCCGACACAGUCGCUUCGGAUGCCGAGAGCCAGCCUGAUUCGUCGGCCGCCAGUGUGAUCGAUGAUGACGACAAUGAUGACGAUGAUAGCAAAAAAGACAUGGACAACAACGACGACCACGAUGACUUCCCACCUCGACGAGUGUCUCUCGCGAUUGGGUCGAAGCGCCCUCGACCCCUAGUCAUCAGCGACGAAGAAGAUGAAGAGUCGGACGAAGUGGACGAGCCGCAGGAAGAAGACGAGGAUACUCUUCCGACUCCUAUUGGACUACCCAAGGCAUUGUCGAAGAGCGUCCUGGGAGCGAUAGGCAGGGACCGACCAGUUCUGGAGACUAGUGACGCAACGACGGCAGUGGCUAGACCGCAGCUCUGUGGAGGCGGAGGUGAGUUGCCUAGAUGUGAGAUUACAAUUUUAUUUGGCUCGGUAUUGACCGAUCAAUUUGUUUGCGAUCCAGGUUCGUCUACCGUACCGGCCUCGAAGCAUCUUCCCAAGUUCAUACCCCCUUUUGACGAUGCCCAACGUCGCCCAAAAGAAGCCGUAGCCCCCCUCAGCGCCACUGCCGGUCGUGCUCCUUUGAUCGAGGUCGAUCGACCCGAAGACUUCGAGGUCGUUCCUCAGACGUACGAGAAGAAACUCUCGCAUACAAUGAGACGUGAGGCUGUUGUCCAACUUGAUCAAGACUUGCAGCGGGCUUUGUUGUCCAAGUUCGGGCAGUGUUCGGCGACGAUUGAGGACAAGGCCUGGAGAGAGUUGGCCGGAAAGAAGAUUGUGUAUGAGCAAAGGUGAGUCAUUGACUUGAUCGAGCGUUCGAUGGGAAACAGACCCAAUCCUGACAUCAAAUCGCCCCAUAUUAUUCGAACAGGCGAGACAUCAUCCUUCUCACUGCAGUCUCGCUCGAAUCGGAUCUCUUCUGGCUCGCGCUCACAAGCAAAGGCUAUCGCUCGAUGCUAGGACCACGAACAAAAGCAAUCGCAAACCUCAAACUGAGCGAAAAGGCACCUCUUGAGUUCGAGAACAACGCUCGAUUAAUCGAGGAGGUCUUUGACGCAUUGAAGAGAGCCGCCGCAUCGUUGUUACCGAGUCGAUCAAGGAGGAAGAAGGCGAGAGUGGAGGAAAACCAGGCGGAAGUUUGA
Molecule: messenger RNA, 3933 nt
Organism: Microbotryum saponariae
Lineage: Eukaryota; Fungi; Basidiomycota; Microbotryomycetes; Microbotryales; Microbotryaceae
Source: the annotation of a GenBank genome assembly